CUGAACAUGUUAAAUUUGCCCUUAGCUGUUCAUUCCAUAUUUGUAGGGCUUGACGAGGACUCAACCGUAAAGCAAUGCUGCCCACAAGGACUCCCUGCACAUGUUGGCGUGUCAAUAACGCAAGUGCGAGUUGCAAGGUCACACGUGCUACCCCAUUAGCAUCGUCGCGACCUCUGUGGUCCUGGCCGUCCGGCGAGCGCGCGACAGGCGACACGACAAGGAGCGGGUGGAUUCGCGAUUCUGUGGUCGCUUCGGCGACGUACGAUGGAGAUGCCCCCCGAAUAGGCCAGUUCAGACGUUUUCGUAGCGGUCAACAGCGUGAUGUACAAUACCAGGAUGGGAGUGAGCUUUCGGCGGCACGUCCAACGGCUGUUAGCGGUCGGGAUGGGCAACCUACACCCAUACGCAGCAGCAGCAACCCAGCCGGUGGCGUUGGAAGCAACAACAGCAGCAACAGACCACAACCUCAACCCGCUCCUCGCGCGCGGCAACAGAGCCCACCAUCACCACCACCACCGCCACCACCACCACCAGCAGCGGGGCAGCAGCAGCCUCCACCAUCGCGGUUAGGACAGCCGCCACUGCAGCGGCCGCAGCAGCAGCAGCAAUACCAGCAACCACCACAGCAGCACUCGUACCAACAGCCAUUCCAACAGCCGUUUCAACAGCGGUACCCGGCGGCGCAGCAACCGCAGCAGCAGUCGCAGCAACAAGCACAACAACAACAGCAGCAAUUCCAGCCACAACCCCAUCGACAGCAGCAGCAGCAGCAACAACAACAACGGCAGCAACAACGCCAAUGGCAACGCCCCUUCUCGCCCAGCUACUGGCGAAGCACACCUGAACGUUGGUUCGCGCGGCCGGACUACACGCCUGCCGCGCUGUAUGAGGAGAUCGUGCAGCGGUGCGAGAGGAACACGUGCGACGUUGACGCCCUGCACAUGAUCUGCCGCCUCGCCACCUCGCCGCAAGAGGCGCGAGUGGCGCUCAACGCAUUCGCCGCCGUACGGGCGUCACGUGUACGGCGAGGCAGACCGGAUCCAUUUGACGAGCACCUGGCGGCUGCAUUCGCGCGGAUGAUUCGCGACGCCGACGCACCCGACGUGUUAGUGGAGGCGUUACGUCGCGCCACGGAGCUGGGGCUGCUGCUUAGCUCCACUCGGCUUCACGAGCUGCUGAAGCACUGGGGGCAGCAGGGCGAGCUGGCAAAGAUAGAGGAGGUGCUGGCGGCCAUGCCGCUGGGAGGCCUGCCGUACAGCCAUGAUACGGCGUACGUCGUGAUCCGUACGGCGGUCAAUGCGGGGGAGCAGGAGAAGGCCGAGUACUAUGCGAGUGCGAUGGUGCAGCGGAAUGUGCGGCUGACCCCCACCACGGUUCGGCUGCUGGAAGGGGGUCGGGAGCGGCAGCGGCAGAUGCAGCAGGCCAUGCAGAUGCAGAUGCAGCAGCAGCAGCAGCAAGCGUGAUGGCGCAGCGGGACUAAGGGAGAAAAGGACGUCGGGCGGCGUCCUGGGUUUCGCUGCGGCACUCCAUAGGCGGCGUCAGCAUGUGGGUGGUGUGCAUCAUGUGAUGUAACCCACAUGGGUCCCCAUGUCUGGGUCUAGUCGGCUGGGUGAUCUAGACCAGUAAGGAUCUGCUGACGAGGAGGUUGUGGCUGGUUUCGUGAGGAUGAUGACGAACUGCUGGUCUGGCCGCGGCUCGCACGGGCACGUGGCAUGGUCAUGGGGUUUCCGUAUGUUUGAAACAGCAAGGCCGUGUCCCCUUUUCGGGAACCAUUGUAACGGUCAUUCAUUCA
Astrephomene gubernaculifera is the source of this 1792-nucleotide messenger RNA. NCBI's taxonomy places the organism in Eukaryota, Viridiplantae, Chlorophyta, Chlorophyceae, Chlamydomonadales, Astrephomenaceae. The record is from the annotation of a GenBank genome assembly.